AUGGAAAUCUUUAGGGCCGCAUUUUAUAAAUCUGGAUUAUAUCAUCUUAAACCCAAGAAAUCAGCAGCAGUAGUAUUUAUUUUAUUUGGUUUUGGUUUUGUUUAUGGUUUCAAAAAAAAAUAUGAUCAUAUAUAAAGAUAAUCACAAAUAAAAAAAAGUAACAUUGAUGAGAAUGUUCCAGAACCAGAAAUAUAACCAUAACCAUAACCUUAACCAUAACCAAAACCACCAUCGAGAAUUCAACUUGUAGAUAUUAAAAAAAGCGAAUUGCUAGAAUAAAUUUAUAAUGAAACAUUAAGAGCUAGAGAUGUGCCUGAAGAAUUCAAACCAUUUAUAGGUGAUUAAAAAGGUCAAGAUUAUUUACUUGAAGAAUAUGGCUUGAAUAAUUAACAAGUCAAAUAACAAUUAUAAACUCUUUUGAAUGGUAUGAGAAGAGCAAGAGGAGAUGGUAAUUGUUUUUACACAUCUUUUGGAUUUCAAUACCUAAGGCAUAUGUUUACAAAAGCAUCAGAUUAACAAUUCGAAGAAUUUAUCAAAAUGAUUUAAUCGCUUCCUUUUUCAGUAAUACACUCUGAACAAUUGUACGAAUAAAAUGAGGAAAUGUGUUAAAAAUUUCUUAAUUACUGUGAAUAUCUGAGAACUGUAGAGUUAGAAUAAAGAGAGCAAGAAUUCUUACGACUAUUUUCAAAUCCUGAAGAAUAAUUCUAUGGUUUAUGUAUAAUAUUUCUCAGAAAUUUAAUAUAUAAAUUUUGCUUUGAGGAUGAGGAAACUAAAAAUAUAUUUGAAGCAUUCGACUUGGAUUUAUAAAAACAAAUUUUGACUUGGGAAUAUGAUUGUGAAAAUAAUCAAUCGGUUAUUAAUAUAUUGACGAGAAAACUACAUAUCGAUAUCAUUUUGUAUUUUAUAGAUGAGGAUAGUCGAAAAUUAUAAGUUUAAGAAUAUAAAAUUGGAAAUGCGUAGACUUUGCUUGAAAUACAUAUAAUAUUUAGGCCUGGUCAUUAUAAUGUGGCUAUCCCUAAUCAAUGA
Paramecium tetraurelia is the source of this 1026-nucleotide messenger RNA. RefSeq lists its product as uncharacterized. The transcript has 2 exons. NCBI's taxonomy places the organism in Eukaryota, Ciliophora, Oligohymenophorea, Peniculida, Parameciidae. The record is from RefSeq and is a predicted model, not a curated record. Gene Ontology annotation, cellular component: nucleus. Gene Ontology annotation, molecular function: cysteine-type deubiquitinase activity; ubiquitin binding. Gene Ontology annotation, biological process: protein K48-linked deubiquitination.